AUGGCCGAUGCUGCUAAUACUAUCUUCAUACCUCCUUCAGAAACAAAAUUUUAUCGUCGAAAACGCUUUAACUUUAUCAUCGGUCUUUCGUUAGGGCUAUUAUUAGCUAUGUUUGCUGCUACUACAACUCCUGCCGUGGAACAAACACAGAAUCUCUUGACUAGUGUUCAAGACUAUCUGAUGCUUCAAUUGGCUGACAUAGAUUUAGCUAAUUUACUGCCACAAUCAGAGUUAGUGGACGAAUUUUUAAGUAACUUUACUCAGAUAAUUAAACCAAUUCCAGCUACAGAAAUUUCAUUUAUGCCAGCCCUUGAAUAUAAGGAUGAACUUAACUUAAAACCACAUUUUCCAGUUGUCAUGAUACCUGGUAUUAUUUCCACUGGUUUAGAAAGCUGGUCAACUGAUAAAGUAUCAAGGAAAUAUUUCCGAAAAAGAAUGUGGGGUUCUAUGUCAAUGGUAAGAUCUGUAUUAUUAGAUAAAGAAGAUUGGACGAAUAAUAUAAUGCUAGAUCCAGUUACUGGUCUUGAUCCACCUCAUCGAAAAAUUCGUGCAGUUCAAGGUGUUGAAGCUGCCGAUUAUUUUAUUACAGGCUAUUGGGUUUGGGCCAAAAUUAUUGAAAACCUGGCUACUAUUGGCUAUGAUACUAACACUAUGCAUUUUGCAUCUUACGACUGGCGUCUAGCCUUUGGUAAUCUUGAGGUCCGUGAUUAUUACUUUUCACAACUCAAAGCUAAAAUCGAAUUAUCAAAACAAUUUACAGGGCUCGGAUCUGUCAUUAUCACACAUUCUAUGGGUGGGAGUAUGUUUCCUUAUUUUUUAAAAUGGGUUGAAAGCGAUCAAGGUGGAAAAGGGGGUCCAAAUUGGGUGAAUGACCAUAUUGAGUCCUUUGUUAAUAUCGCAGGCCCCCUGAUGGGUGUUCCUAAAGCGGUUACUUCUCUUCUAUCAGGUGGAACGACUAUAUGGGGGAACUCUACUUCUGCACCCGAUGAUCAAAUUGAUGAAAAAUACGAAUCAUUUGGUAACAUGAUCUCCUUCGUUCCACAGCAUCCUUUAUUACGAAAUUAUACUGUAGACGGUUCAAUUAACUUACUACUGAAGAAUACAGAUGCCAACUUUAAAAAGCAAUUAUAUGCUAACUAUUCAUUUGGUAUUACAACGGAUGAAGCACAGCUGUUGGAAAAUGAUGAGGAUCCGAGAAAAUGGUCAAAUCCAUUAGAGACAAGAUUGCCGAUAGCACCUAACAUGAAAAUUUUUGUUUAUACGGUCUAUUAUUAUGCAGUAGCGGAUGAAUCAGUUGAAGAAGAUUGUUUGCAUCACAACUCGACUGUAAAUGGAUGCUCUCAUGAAGAAAAAUUUGAACAUAAUAUAACAAAUGCUUUUGAAAAUAGGGCGGAUGAUUCACUUCCUAUAAAAGCUGUACCCACAGAGUUGAAAACACCUAGAUUGUACAUUGAUGCUAGUGUAAGUGAUCCUGUUCAGCGAAUCGAAACUGGUAUUCGUUUUUCUGAUGGCGAUGGUACUGUUCCUUUGUUAUCAUUGGGCUACAUGUGCGCUCCUUCUGGAGGUUGGACAAAACAUGCAAACCUUUAUAACCCAGGCCGUAGUCCAGUUGUUCUUCGUGAAUAUGACAAUAAAAUAAGUCCUAGUAAACUUGAUUUGGAUAUAUUGCAAAUUGUGUCUGGUUCUGGAGCCAAUAUUACUCAAAGGAUUUAUUCUUCUAUUGAAGAAUACGCAAAAAAGAUACAACUACCUUCUUCCUCAGCAUAA
This is a messenger RNA of Cokeromyces recurvatus, 1767 nucleotides long. Its product is annotated as Lecithin:cholesterol acyltransferase-domain-containing protein. The transcript has 10 exons. The record is from RefSeq and is a predicted model, not a curated record. Gene Ontology annotation, biological process: lipid metabolic process. The coding region runs from base 1 to 1767 and encodes 588 amino acids. Lineage: Eukaryota; Fungi; Mucoromycota; Mucoromycetes; Mucorales; Mucoraceae. Gene Ontology annotation, cellular component: cytoplasm.